This is a messenger RNA of Cynoglossus semilaevis (tongue sole), 2909 nucleotides long. RefSeq names its product chemokine XC receptor 1-like. The transcript has 2 exons. The coding region runs from base 815 to 1816 and encodes 333 amino acids. Gene Ontology annotation, cellular component: membrane; external side of plasma membrane. Gene Ontology annotation, molecular function: C-C chemokine receptor activity; C-C chemokine binding. NCBI's taxonomy places the organism in Eukaryota, Metazoa, Chordata, Actinopteri, Pleuronectiformes, Cynoglossidae. The record is from RefSeq and is a predicted model, not a curated record. Gene Ontology annotation, biological process: positive regulation of cytosolic calcium ion concentration; G protein-coupled receptor signaling pathway; calcium-mediated signaling.
CAAAAGUUGUGUUUCCUAAAGGUGCAAAGCAGAACUCUUCAACCAUUGUAUCAUUCACGCACCAAUAUGAGUUGGGGUUGGACCAGGGGUUGGUCAGUGUUAAUCUUUGGAUUCUGUGAUUAAUAUAAAACCCACUUACACAAUCAUUGGUUAAGGGCUAGGCCUCAACAAACCUUUGAGACACAGGGUGAUUAUGAAUUGUAACAGGGUUUCAGUGUGUAAAGGCUUUGACAAUUAAAAUAUGUGAGCAUUUUUGUCUGUAAAACAUACAAAGAAAAUAUAUAUAUUCUUUACAGCUUGCAGAGGGAAAGGGAGAAAAUGGAAUGUAUUUGUGCACCAUUUAAAUCACCUGGUAUAUUUAAAACACCAGCUAAUAUUAAAGUGUCAAAAGGCAGACUCGAUGGUUGAAGGAAGGCUCCUGCAUGUUGAACAAACGGGGUCCAGAACUUCAGCAACAUUGGCUAUUCAGUAAAAGCGACAACAUUUCAGUUUCUGUAUUUUGGGGGGAUUAGAUUUUCCAAUGGGUUAGUGUAAAAAGUUUUGAAAGUGUAACACUGAAUCUCCAGUAUCUGUUCUCAUUUCGUUUCAACAGUUCAUUCACAUGAUAAACAUUUGUUGUGAUAAACGAUGAGAAUAAAAGGGAUUAAUGUAUUGCUGGUGUUAUAUAUGCAAAAUAGAUCCCUAUUCUCUAAAACAAGGAACUGAAAGAACCUUUUGUGUCAUGAGUAUAAAAGCCACUCAGUGACAUUUAUUUUAGACAUUAUCCUCCAACUUUAACGCAGGUGUAGAGACAGAAAAGGUCAAUCAAGCAACAAUGAAUGACUCCUUUAAUUACAGCCUUGUUGAAGAUGAAGUCUGUGACAAAGAUGAUCUAGUCAGAGUCACAUCCAUCGCCAUUCCUGUUUUCUUCUCUGUUGUGAUCUCACUGAGCCUCACAGGAAACAUCCUUGUUCUUGUCAUCCUGGCUCUGUAUGAAAAGAUGAAGUCCAUAACCAACGUGUUCAUCCUGAACCUGGCCAUCUCUGACCUCGUCUUCACCGCUGGUCUCCCUUUCUGGGCCUUCUACCACAUCUGGGGAUGGCUGCUUCCAGAUAUUCUCUGUAAAAUAGUGACUUUUGUCUUCUUCAUUGGAUUCUACAGCAGCAUUCUUUGUCUAACUAUAAUGACCAUGUACAGGUAUGUGGUUGUGGUUCACCCUCUCUCUGAACUCAGCACAAAAAGACGCUGCACUGGCUUGUUUCUGUCAGUACUGAUGUGGAUGAUCAGCAUUGGGGCGGCCAUGCCCUCCCUGCUCUACAGCUCAGUCAUCCAGAUCCCACACAGAGAGUCCUACUCCUAUGGCUGUGAAUAUGAAGACACUUUGUGGGAAAUCAGUCGCAUCUCCCAACAGAAUAUUUUUUUCUUGCUUGCCUUUGCAGUGAUGGGUUUCUGCCACAUUCAGAUUCUAAGAAAGAUCACACAGAGGAGAUCCCACACGAAGAACAGAGCUGUGAAGCUAAUUUUCUGCAUCGUUGCUGUGUUCUUCAUUGGCUGGGUUCCGUACAACCUGGUCAUCUUACUGAAGACUCUGUCCGACAACAUGGUGGAGCCAUUUGACUCCUGUAAAGUGAGCAAACAGCUGGAUUAUGCUUUCCAUGUGUGUCGGCUCAUCGCUUUCUCCCACUGCUGUCUGAACCCUGUCUUCUAUGCAUUUGUCGGUGUGAGGUUCAGGAGCCAUCUGAAGUCACUGCUGCGUCACAUGUACAGGCGGAAAAGUCGGGUUGAUGAACAGCAGGUUGGAUUGCAGAACCUCGCCUCACAAGGAUCAUUGUGCUAGUUCAGUGUCAUUUGCAUUUUAUUUUGUAUGGCUAUUUUGUAUUUACUUUGUUUUGUAAGUUUCACAAAUUAAUUAUAGGACAUUAGUUAGUUCAUUUUGAAAGCCAUAAUAUUUAGUAAAUUCUUCUUUUGUCAUUUCUUGAGAGGUAUGUACAUUGUUUUCUUGUUAAUUACUUAAUGUUUUUAAGUAAAAUGUUUUUACAUUGACUUGCUGAGUGUAUUGUGUCAUAUUACACUCUGUUUUGAACUGUUUUGAACUGUUUGAUAUUCAAUUGCGUGUUAUUUUAAAAGAAAAUUGUAAAACUCUGUAACACUGUAAAAAAAAAAGUGCUCUUUCAUUUGUGCCAAUAAAGGAACAGCAAAUGAUUUUACCAGUAACUAAAGAUUUUAUCAUCAUCAGCACUGAAAGUGUAUAUAUUUUAAUGCCACACCCUGUAUUUAAACCUUAUAGUAUAUAAACUGACAAUGCUCUAACAAUAUAAUUAAGGAAAUAUAAGAAUCUAAACAUAUAUGAAGAAAUAUUUUCCUGGCAUCAAUUCAAUUGAUAUUGAAUUAUUUUUCAAAUAUUUUUCUAAAUUGUUACCUGAUUUCUAUUUUCUUUCUCAGCAAUAUAAUCAUCUGGACAUUUUCCAAUAUGAACACCCUCCCUUUGUUAUUUACUUUUUUCUCAUUUUCUACUGAUGCCAACAUAAAAAGGAAAGCUUCCAUUUAUAUCACUGCACACUGACUCACUCAUAAACCAAAGAUAAAUGUUGCAGAUAAGACAUCAAGGACAAUCAAGCAGUAGGUUCAGUCACAGAGAAUGUAAAACUAUAAUGUGAUUUUCACAACAUUUGCUUGUGUCAGGGGAAGAUACACCCUACAUUUACUUAACCUUUUCCUACUUCCUCAUUCUAGUCACUGUGAGGUUGUGUUCGGUCACACGUGAUCUCACAAACAGUACCUGUCUAUGGAAAGAAUGCUCUCUGCAAAAAAGGCUCAUGCAUUCAUCAUGAGGUCAAUGAAAGUGACAGUUGCUGCGUCUUUUUGUUAACCCUUUUGUUUAUCAAUAAAAAAAAACUUUCUGACUGAAAAUAAAAAAAUGAAAACCUAAA